GUGACGUUAGUUGUCUUGCGUUGAGAAACUGUGCAGGAAACGCCAGCCAUAGAAGAGAUCACGCUUUUUAACACCGUGGCACAGUACAAACAACGGAAAAUGUGCUACACGUUAUAUUAUUAAUGUUCGGAAACUGCCGCUCUCUUCGGAUUCUUACCAGGACCUUCGGAGACGACCAUCGAACGCGUUUCCGCCGAGGGAUUUACAACUCCCACCCUUGAAAGAGCUGCCUUUCUGCAGACUGAAAACAUCGGGUGGGUAGAGGAUCCGUGGAGAGGGGCUGUCUGUUUUCUGAAGCCAUGAGGGAGUAUAAAGUGGUCGUGUUGGGCUCGGGCGGCGUGGGCAAAUCUGCAUUGACUGUCCAGUUUGUGACGGGAUCCUUCAUUGAGAAAUACGACCCCACAAUAGAGGAUUUUUACCGAAAGGAGAUCGAGGUGGACUCGUCUCCCUCUGUUCUGGAGAUACUGGACACGGCGGGGACAGAACAGUUCGCCUCCAUGCGAGACUUGUACAUCAAAAACGGGCAGGGGUUUAUUUUGGUCUACAGUCUGGUCAACCAGCAGAGCUUCCAAGACAUCAAGGCGUUGAGGGAUCAAAUCAUCCGAGUGAAAAGAUACGAGCGAGUGCCCAUGGUAUUGGUUGGAAAUAAAGUGGACUUGGAAGGCGAGAGAGAGGUCUCUUCCGGGGAAGGCAAGGUGCUGGCUCAGGAGUGGAAUUGCCCGUUUAUGGAAACUUCUGCCAAAAAUAAAGGCUUGGUCGACGAACUGUUCGCAGAAAUCGUGAGACAGAUGAACUAUUCCUCAUUACCCAGCGUUGGAGAUCGCUGUUGUUCUUGUGUUCUUUUCUAAGAAAACAUCUUUAAGUUUGCAACUGUGAUUGUUAUCUAGCUAAGUAAAACUCAUAAAAAACAAGGCCUGUUUUGAUAACUUGUUGAUAACAAAAUUAUACGGCCUCUUUUUGAUAAUGCGACCGUCAGUAUUAUUGGAAAGCUAUUUGCACACACAAUCGACGAUGACAACAAUUUAUAUUGAAAUAGCCUAAAAAGUGUUUACAUGACAAAGUACUUGAAUGUUUGAGAUUUUUUUAAAUAUCACACAGCUUUGUAAUUGACACUUUUUCUGUAAACGUGCCUCACUGGGAAUGUCUUAUUGUAAAACCUAAGAGACACUUUUUUUUGUUAUGGAACUUUGGUGGGGUUUGAUUACUGUUGAGUUGUACUUUUUCAUGGUUUCUGGGCGGGUCCUUCUGGCCUGGAGAGGGAUUAGGAUUAAUCCCUUUGCUGAACAGGGAUUGGUCAGUUUUUGUGUGGAUUCUGAUGGGCUCAAGGACCCCCCCCCCACCCCCCAAGAGCAAAAGUUCAUGUUUGGACUUUGUGUCAAAUAAACCCCAAACUCGGUGAAUAUGCACUGGUCACUGGAACUAGCCUAAACCUGAGCAACUAAUUAAAAUGACUAAACAUCAAGAAAUUGUGUAUUACCUGCAGAAAAAAAGGCCUACCAAGAUGUGUUGUCAGGCCAUGGAGUGUUGUGGAUUGCUUUUUUGUGUUUUUCUUCAGGAUUUGGUAACGUUGGAUUUAACUUCCCCUGCCCGUCUCACUCUUCAAUGUGCACAAACAAGGACCUUACUGAUGUGACAUGGGGGGAAAACAGGACCCCAUGUCAAGUGCCUUCCUAAGAAAUACACCUAUGUCUGUAUGUGCCAACCAAGGAGCCCUACAAUCACAACAGUACUUUACCUUUUAAUUUCAGUUGGGCUCAUAGUGAAAGAGGGUUCCGUUUCAUUUUAAUCACUUUUUGACCUCACUCCUUUUUGAUUUGAACUAAACUAUUCGUACACAUUUGCCCAUGGAAGAGGUGGUCAGAAAGUGACAUUUUGGAACUGAAAGCCAAAACAUUCAGGAGAUAGAGGUGCUCAAAGUUGACCAAUUUAGCAUACCAUGAUACAUUUCUUCAUCACUGGAAAAUAUAAAUGGUUGAGUUUGAUAUCAUUUAAACGCUUAACAGGCUUGUAAAACUAUUAAAAAAAAAUAUAUAUUUUUUUUAAUGUCAAUUAUCUAAAAUGUGUAAACUCCAAUUUACAUAUUCUGAGGUAUAUGUGUUGUGCCUGCCAUCAGUUGAGACACAGAAUACUCUUAAAUACAGGUUGGGUGCCAUUCGAAUCUUUAGAAAUAUAAUUCAUAGAAUGGAACAAUCCCUUCAGACCAGUGGAAUUUAGCUGGUGCUACACCAUUGAAAUUUACAUUUGUACUUUCACAAAGAUGGCCACCGGUCCACUCACCGUUGAAUGUCAACUUAAAUGGGAAUGUCUAUUCUAUUAUGUAUAUUUCUAUGAUUUCAAUAGGUUUCAUAUGGAAUAUUGACAGUGUAAUUUCAAACAACUGAUAUUCUAAUUCAUGUCAACAUUUUGUGAUGUGUGGACAAAUCAUCUUUGUGGUACCAUUUGAAAGCUGAAAUUUCUGUUAUUCCCAUUUUAGUACAUUUAGCCAAAACAUGACACCCACCCUAUAUUCAAGAGCAUGCUGUGUCUCAACCAAUGGCAGGCACAAUACAAACGCCUCACAUUAUGUAAAAUAGGGUCUAUGCUAGUACAAAUGCGAAGUUGAUGCUUUUGUAGAUAAUUGAAUUUAAAAGAUAAAAAAAAAAAAGACAUUAAGAAAUGAUUAAAUAGUUUGACAACCCUGUUUGUAAGAUUUAAAAGUGUUUAUUUUCCAGUGAUGAAGACAUGGUGUUCAAAUAAAAAAGGUGUGCGGUUAAAAAGUGAUUUGAAAUAAAAUGUAACGGCCCUUUUUGUCUUUUUCAGUGAGGAAGUUGAGGUGUAGAUGGAAUAACAGUUAUUUCAGGGCAAAGUUUGGCCUCUUUUUUUCCCCCCACACUGGUAUACCUUCACUGAGAGUAUGAACCCAAACAGCUUUAUGUUGUGGGUUCAGCAAAAAGUAAGCCAUGUUUGUUUUUAUCUUAGAAAUAGUUUCUUUUUGAAAUGUGAAUUCCUGAUUUCAAUUGUAAUUUUGACCCCAGACAAGCCUUUUACCACCCACUUGUCUGGAUUGAACAACUUUUAAUACAAAAGGCAUUUUCUGUAAA
Salmo salar (Atlantic salmon) is the source of this 3080-nucleotide messenger RNA. RefSeq names its product ras-related protein Rap-2b. Gene Ontology annotation, molecular function: GTPase activity; GTP binding. Gene Ontology annotation, cellular component: membrane. Gene Ontology annotation, biological process: signal transduction. Lineage: Eukaryota; Metazoa; Chordata; Actinopteri; Salmoniformes; Salmonidae. The record is from RefSeq and is a predicted model, not a curated record.